AUUUUUUUUCCUUCUAAAAUCCAGUAUUUUGUUUAUUUCAGAAAUUUACCAAAUAGGUCUACAUUUAGUUGUCCAAUUUGUCAUCAGGAAAAUUUGGAUUGUACUGCCCUUAUACAACACUGUAACAAAAUCCAUGCACAGGAAUCGGGAAGUUUUGUAUGCCCAGUUUGUGCUUCCAUGCCAUGGGGAGAUCCUAAUUACUGUAGUCCUGAUAUAGUUCAUCAUCUCAACAUGAGGCAUAAGUUUGAAUAUGACACAUAUGUGGAUUUUAACCAAGAUGAGGAUGAGAUGUUGAGGCUAGCAUUACAGGCCUCCCUAGAACCAGUAUAAAGUUUAUAGUCUUUAUGGGGGAGAGUCAGCAAAACUCGCCAUUUAUCUGCUUAUAAAUAAAAGGGGGAAAAUUUGUGAUGUACUAACUGAAAAAGUAAACCUGAAUAGAACCAGACACUAUGCAUCAGCUUAUUUUGAUAGGUAUAUGUACAUGUAUAUCCGAAAUAGGAAUGUGGGCAAAACUGAAAAAAAAGUUCGUUUUUUUUACACUGCAAUUGCUUUUCGACAAGGAUGUAGAGGUUUUUGUUCCCCUGUCUUUUUUUUAUUUAAUUUUAAUUUUAUUUCAUUUUUUACUCUUUAAAAUAAAAUCAUGUCUUUGAGAAUUCUUCAAUUUUCAUGUGCUUUCUUCUGUAAACCAUCUCAAUAUUCAACCUGCUUAUUGUGCCACAACAGAAUCGUAGAACAAUGUGUAAAAAUUCUGUUUAUCAAUGUAAGAGUUUAUUAUGUAUUUGUUAAUACUUAAGGUUCAUAAACCCUCUGCUCACUCAUAUAAAAUGUUGCUUGAACCUUAAUGAUUUUCCAAAAGAAAUGUAUUUUAUAAGUAAAAUACAAACAAUUAUAGCAUAGCUUGCGGGGCAAAAUUGGACAAAAAAGACACUUCAACUUGGCAAAUCUAUACAGGAAUAAUA
Messenger RNA from Saccostrea cuccullata (small rock oyster), 959 nucleotides. RefSeq names its product E3 ubiquitin-protein ligase RNF114-like. The transcript is spliced from 3 exons. The record is from RefSeq and is a predicted model, not a curated record. NCBI's taxonomy places the organism in Eukaryota, Metazoa, Mollusca, Bivalvia, Ostreida, Ostreidae. The annotation marks the transcript as partial. Gene Ontology annotation, biological process: ubiquitin-dependent protein catabolic process; protein polyubiquitination. Gene Ontology annotation, molecular function: ubiquitin protein ligase activity.